AUGAUAGCUUUACAACACGAGUUCGAGGCGAAAUUUUGGGACAAGUACCACGCGUACGAGCCUUGUGACAUCCUCAAUGUCGACGAAACGGCUGUACACUACGAGAUGCCCCUUGGCAGAAUUUGGGCUGAGAAAGGACAGUCGUCGCGUGUGGACAAGAAGAAGAAACAUUCGGAGAAACGCUUCCAAUUCUUUUUAUUGUCUAUCGUACGCCAGGUGGCUUGA
Molecule: messenger RNA, 225 nt
Organism: Aphanomyces invadans
Lineage: Eukaryota; Oomycota; Saprolegniomycetes; Saprolegniales; Verrucalvaceae
Exons: 2
Coding region: 1-225 (74 amino acids)
Source: RefSeq, a predicted model, not a curated record